UCCAUAUUUUCGGCCGGGACAGUAACACGGCCAGCCAGCAGUGAAAGUGAGAAAUAACUCCGUAAACUGGGAUAAUUGUGAUCGCGAGAACUGAUGAGCGAACAAAAACACAUAUGAAGGGCAGCAGGAUGAAUGUGGAGACUCUCAGUAAAGCUGAACUUCUGAUGCUGCUCAGCAUUCUGGAAGGAGAACUGGAAGCACAGGAUGUAGUCAUACACUCAUUCAGGGCACAACAGAGAGAUGCAUUUGUUCAGGAGCGAUAUGGACAGUAUGACCUGCGUGACCCCUUCAUAGCGCUGCUGAGGGACCGCGAGCUGUCGCAGGCUCAGGAUGAUGGAGGGCAGAGUCCCGUGUGUCUGAACCCGCUGGGCGUGUUGAAGCUAGUGAUGGCCCACUGCACCAACAUGAAGGAGAAAAUGAUGAAACAGCUAGCCGCUGCAGAGAGGAGACAUCGACGGGUAAUUGCUGAUUUAGAAGAAGAGAAACGACGGCGUGCUCAAGACGCUGCUGCGGAUGAUGACAUCACUGCCAUGCUAGAGAGGGAACGAGACAGACUAUUACAACAGCUGGAGUUUGAGAGGGCUCAAGUCCAGCGUUUAGAACGUGAGCAGUCAGUUCUGUCAAAUCAAGCUGAGGAAGAUUUAGCACAGCAGCAGCAGUUAUCCUCGACACUGGCUAAAGAAUGUCAGAAGGCUACAGCACGGGCAGAGGAGGAGAGCCAGCGUGUUGCAGACCUCAGCCGCCAACUGGAACAGGAGAGCAGUGCCAUCGAAAUCCUAAAGCAAGAGCUCGAAAGCGAACACGCUCGUGCUCAGCAGAUAGAGGCGAGAGCUGAGAAAAAGCUGGCUGAAUUUGAUACAGAGCACGAGCAGAUGAGAGGGAAACUACUGAAGGAAGAAAAACGAUAUCACAAGCUUUUGGAACAGUUCAAUAGUCUAAAGAAAGAGUUGGAUGAAAUUAAAGAAAGAGAAAAGGCCGGGAUGGAAAAGGAUAAUGAAGAAAAGGUAAAAAUCCCACAGAAAGAUAUCACACCUUCAGGUAUCAUGCCUUCUCUUAGUCAAACAGAAGUCGAUGGCAAAACUGUUGCAUCUAAAUCAUCUCCUCAACACAAACAAAAUGGUCAACACACUCCAAGAGAACCGGAGUCUCCAGGCGAAGAGAGGUGUAAGGAAGGGGGAUUGGCGGACAAUGGGGUAAUGCUCCCUGGAGCAAGUGGUGCCUUACAGUGUCUCUCCCCCAGCAGUCCUGCCUCAUCCUCCCUUAGCUCAUCUCCUUGCUCUUCCCCUGUACUGACCAAGCGUCUGGCCUCUCUAGGUUGCUCUAGUCCGACCUAUCCCUCUUCUUACCAGGCCAGUAUAAACCAACGAUUCCAAGCAGCACGCCACAAGUUUCAGCAACAAGCUGAGGUAGACCAGCAACACGGAGGAACUGUUGUCCACUCGCCCCGAGACCUCUCUCCCACUGCCGCCACUCCUCCUCCGCCUCCAGACAAUUCUACUGCAAAGCAGAUUGCCCGCAACACAGUCACUCAGGUGCUGUCACGGUUCACGAGCCAACAAGUGGCAAGUAAACUCCCUCCGUCCAACAGCUCACCUUUUGGCACUGAUUACCGCAACCUGGCUGCGGUCUCCUCACCUACAGGGAAGAGCCCAGGAAUUCUCUCACCGGGGAUCCGCUCACCGAUAAUUCCGAGGACGGAAAAGAUUCAUCCACCUCCUGUUCCUCCCAAAAAGCAGGGGGUCAACCAGUCUCCUAACUCACCGGUUCCUUCUGGCAGGGCCAGCCACUUCCCUGAGCUCACUGGGAGCUGUGGUCUCACCAGUGGUCAGGAAGAUGCUAAAGAGCUUGAAUUGGUCGUGUCAUCAUCUAGUUAACCAGCCUAGAGUCCAGAGCCAGUCCUUUGCCUUAUCCACUCCCAUGGCAUCUAAAGCACUCUUCUUUUAUUAUUUUCACCCUAAUUUUCUAGUGUUGUAGUUGUCGAUUCUUGUCCUUCAGUACCCCGUUUUGGAUGUUUCCUUUAUCUGACUCAGUUCUUGGAAACUUUCUUAAAUAAGAAAGACAUCCAAAUUGUUCAGUGCUACGUACAAUACUCCAAGAUUGAAAACCUUCGGUCUAGUGCAGGGGUAGCCAACCCUGAUCCUGGAGAGCAGAAUUUUGCUCUAACUUUGAUGAAACACACCUGAACCAGCUUAGAAUUACUUGAAGAUUUAAAGGCAGGUUGAGUUGGAACUGAACUUUUCAGAAAGGAAACAGAAAUGUAGAUCUCUAGAAGCAUGGUUGGCUACCCCCAAAGGGUGUCCAAUCCUGUUUUUGGAGGGUCCAACCCUAAUUAAACACAUGAACCAGUCUUCAGGAUUGUGAGAAAUGUCCAGGCAGGUGUGUUGAACCAUGUUUGAGGUAAACUUUGUAUGAAAGUGGUCCUCCAGGAGCAGGAUUUAACAUUCCUGCUUUAUCUACAUUAGACUGGUCUCUCAGACGCAGUCCUGUAUAAGUGCACUCAGAGGUGAUGCCCCAUUGAAAAACAUUGGUAUCCCAGAACAAACCUUAUUGUGAGCCUAACCCAUCCUGUCAAAUUUUGAAAGGUAACUAACGCUCACACACAACUUAACCAACCUGUCAAAUUCUACUCCUAUAAGAUUGAAUCUAUUUAAAUACUAUUUUAAUCUUUUUAUAUAUAUAUAUAUAUUAUUCUGUUUAUUUUUUACAAAAGGAUUUUUAUUUAUCCUAAUAAAUAAUGUUAUUUGUUGUAAUUAGUCCAUUCCUAAUGACCUGCACAGAUAGAAAUGGAAGUAUAUACAGUAAAAAUAUGUUAUGAAAUCAAGCACAUGCAAUACUGAUUGACCAAGUCUUCAACCAAUCAGUCAGUCUUUGGCUACUAAUCAGAACAUUCUCAAUCUGUCUUGUGAGUGUGUGAUGUUUAUAUAUUGUUUAUGGUAAAAUGUAUAAACUGUUGGUUUUCUGUCGAGCAGUCAUAUGAUAAGAUGUGCAGUUACUGUUCUUCAGUCAAUGUCGAAAUUUACUACUGGAGAUACUUUCUAAGGAACUAAUAUGAAGUGGUCAUGAAAAAAACUCUGUCCUACUGUAUCGCACCAUGACUACAUCGUCCUCUAGUGUCAAUCUGAAGUGCUGCUCAGGAAGCUGCCAUCUGGUGGUGUUAAACAUCAGCCAAACCAAAUACAUUCUCUAUAAAUGUGGGUUAAAAAUGCUUGUUUAUAUGCCACACAUAUUCACAGACAUGGUUUAAAUGAUUGUAAACAAUAUUUAGAAUCAAGUCAAAAUGUUCUAAGAAUGCAUUUCUGGGUCUAAUAACCAUGCCUUGAUAUAUAUAUUGCUCUAUCAUGGCUCUUAAUAUUAUGUUUAUGCUGGACAGCCUUGCAUUUAAAAAAUUAAUUUUAAUUGAAUACUUGGUAGAAACCAUAGCACCAGUUUACAUGAUUAACCAUGGCAAAAGCACAAAUGAGUUAAUGUCAUAAUUUAAUGACUUUUUGUCUUACCUGUGUCCUCUUUUGACCUUUAUAAUGUAACUAGUAUGAAAA
Molecule: messenger RNA, 3536 nt
Organism: Rhinichthys klamathensis goyatoka
Lineage: Eukaryota; Metazoa; Chordata; Actinopteri; Cypriniformes; Leuciscidae
Gene: cttnbp2nlb
Product: CTTNBP2 N-terminal like b
Exons: 5
Coding region: 114-1874 (586 amino acids)
Source: RefSeq, a predicted model, not a curated record